This is a messenger RNA of Populus euphratica (Euphrates poplar), 593 nucleotides long. Its product is annotated as phospholipid-transporting ATPase 1-like. The coding region runs from base 231 to 482 and encodes 83 amino acids. The transcript is spliced from 2 exons. NCBI's taxonomy places the organism in Eukaryota, Viridiplantae, Streptophyta, Magnoliopsida, Malpighiales, Salicaceae. The record is from RefSeq and is a predicted model, not a curated record.
AUAGGAAAUUUUUUUACACAGCCUCUAUUUGGGUUAAGAGCUACACAACAAUCAGGCCACCCCAAAUACGUUUAUACCUUGCCAAAAUCACAUGAUAUCCUAUUGGAAAGUAAGUAAAAUACUAUGUAUUAGCCCUUAGAAUGCUGAUCAAAAGAUAAAUUUGCAGGACAACCAGGGCGUCACCUUGUUAGCUCCAAAAAGUGGAUAUUCUGGUUAAUCUGCACCUGGCCAUGGACAUCAUCCAAUGGAAUUGGGUCUUUUAUGCAGUUAUUUGGGGAUCUAUAGGUGCAACUUCCAUUUGUGUCAUGAUCCUCAAUGCCAUUCCUAUGUUUGUUGGCUCCUGGGCAAUCUUCAACAUGACGGUGGAGGGAUCUUUUUGGGUGUGCUCGCUUGGUAUAAUCAUAGCAGCACUCCUUCCUCGUCUUGAUGGCAUUCAGAUUGCAAGAGAAGCUGAGAAGUUCGGCUGUAACGUUUUGAAUUAAAGAGAGGAAAAGGCUAUAAGCCCUUGAAGGUUUAGAUGUAGGAAUAAAUGAAUGAAGGGUAUUAUGGUAAUUUAAUAAAAUUUGAUAAAUAUAAAUAAGAAGUAAAAAAAA